This is a messenger RNA of Carassius gibelio (silver crucian carp), 2861 nucleotides long. RefSeq names its product complement factor H-related protein 4. Lineage: Eukaryota; Metazoa; Chordata; Actinopteri; Cypriniformes; Cyprinidae. The coding region runs from base 95 to 2773 and encodes 892 amino acids. The transcript has 16 exons. The record is from RefSeq and is a predicted model, not a curated record.
AAACGUCCUGCCCAGAACUGUCAAAUAUUAACUAAGGUAAAGACUUUGUCUGGCAAGUUUCUUCUAGUGUGAACAAACUGACAGACUGGGGAAAAUGGAAUCAAGUCCUGCUUUUUUGUGUCUUUGGAUGUGCUUCAUUGUUUAUGCUUCUACAUCAAAUGGUUGCUCCGAGAUCCCAGUGGUCGAGAAUGCAGUGGUUUCUGAAAGCUCUAAAAAAACCCAAUACUCUGAGGAUGAUAUACUCGAAUACAAUUGCGAUCAUGGCUAUAUCUCUCAGAGAAAAAUAACCUACAAGUGUACCAAUAAUGAAUGGAAAAUAGUUCGUGAUGUUAAAUGUUCACUCAAACCCUGUGAGUCACCUCAAGAUAUUCCAAAUGGUCAUUACGUUGUCGAAAAGGGAAAACCCUUUGUUUUUGGAACAACCAUCAAGUAUAUCUGCAACGAUGGAUACCAGAUUAUGAGUCGAUUUGACACCAGAACAUGUCGGGAAGGUGGAUGGGACAAUCAGUUACCUGAAUGUGAAGAGGUAUCAUGUCAACCAAUAGUCCCAGAAGGAAACGUCCGAGUGGCGGGACUCCCUGACCACUCUGAUGACUUCAUCCGAAGUGGACACAGGUUGACAUUUUCAUGUGAGGGUAAUGGACUGAUUAUACGAGGAGAGAAAGUAAUCACCUGCCAGUCAAAUGGAGAAUGGAGCAGCCCAUUACCGAAAUGUGUUGAGGCAACAUGUCUUCUGCAGUCGAACAGAACAGUGGGAGACUUACGAAUUCAAAGACUCCCUGAUUUUGCGGGUCCCGUCAAACCUGGACACAAGCUAACUUUUGCAUGCACUGGAGAAGGGAUGACAUUAAACGGAGAGAAAAUCAUCACCUGCCUGCCAAAUGGAGAAUGGAGCAGCCCUUUUCCUAUAUGUCAAGAAAUUGCCUGUGAGGGGGAACAACUCAUCAAUGUUGGAAUUUUAUAUGGACAUCCAAGUAUUGUUUCACCUUAUAGACCUGGACAUGUUUUACUUUUUCACUGCACUGAUGUGAACCUGAAGCUUUACGGACAUCGAGCAAUUGAAUGCCAGUCAGAUGGACAAUGGGAUCAGCCAUAUCCAACAUGUAGAGAUAGUUGUGAAGUUCCACGUGACCAGCAUUUGUCUACACCAUCUGAUUACUUCAGAGGAGACAUGAAAUUUGGAACCAGAAAACAUUACCGUUGUGAGUCUGGAUAUCGUGAAACAGCAGCAGAGGCAACAUGUACACAAGACGGAUGGACACCAGAUCCACUGUGUGCUGAGGCAACAUGCCUUCUGCAGUUGAACAGAACAGUGGGAGACUUACGAAUUGAGGGACUCCCUGUUAUUGAGGGUCCUGUCAAACCUGGACACAAGCUAACUUUUUCAUGCACUGGAGAAGGGAUGAAAUUAAACGGAGAGAGGGACAUUACCUGUCUGUCAAAUGGAGAAUGGAGCAGCCCUUUUCCUAAAUGUCAAGAAAUUGCCUGUGAGGGGGAACAACUCUUAAAUGUUGAAAUUCUAUUUGGACAUCCAAGUUUCGUUUCACCUUACAAACCAGGACAUGUUUUACUUUUUCGAUGCACUGAUGAGAACCUGAAGCUUUUCGGACGUCGAGCAAUUGAAUGCCAGUCAGAUGGAAAAUGGGAUUACCCGUAUCCGACAUGUAGAGAGAUUACAUGUGAAGUUCCACGUGACCAGCAUGUGUAUAGACCAUUUGAUGACUUCAGAGGAGACAUGAAAUUGGGAGAAAGAAAAUCUUACCGUUGUGAGUCUGGAUAUCGUCAAACAGCAGCAGAGGCAACAUGUACACGAGACGGAUGGACACCAGAUCCACUGUGUGCUGAGAUUACAUGUGAAGUUCCACGUGACCAGCAUGUGUAUAGACCAUCUGAUUUCUUCAGAGGAGACAUGAAAUUGGAUACAAAAAAAUCAUACCGUUGUGAGUCUGGAUAUAGUAAAACAGCAGAAAAGGCAACAUGUACACGAGACGGAUGGAAACCAGAUCCACUGUGUGCUGAAAUAACCUGUGUGCUUCAGUCAACCACAUCUGGAGUAAAACAAAUCAUCCCAGAGGGAAAGACUCAUUUCAGAGCUGGAGAAAGUGUGGAGAUUAUCUGCUCUGAAAAAGGAGGGUCCAGUAGUUCAAAAGAAAACAGAAAAACAUUUAGAUGCCAAGAGAACGGGGAGUGGGAUCAUAAGCCUGGUUGUGGAGAGAUUAGAUGUGAAGUUCCACGUGACCAGAAUGUCUAUUUGCCAUAUGAUUACUUUAGAGGAGAUCUGAAACUGGGAACGAGAAGAUCUUACUAUUGUGAGUCUGGAUAUCGUCAGAUGGCAGCAGAGGCCACAUGUACACAAGACGGAUGGACACCAAAACCACUGUGUGCUGCAGUCCCAGGGAAAUGUGGACCACCACCACCAGUGAACGAUGGAGAUACAGCAGAUAUUACAAAAAAAGAAUACAAUACAGGAGAGAGAGUUGAAUACAUUUGCUUUAAUAAAUACAAACUGGAUACACGUCCCCCUUUCUCCAACUUCUUGACCUGUCAGCAAGGAGAAUGGAGAGGAAAGGUUAAGUGUUUAAAGCCCUGUACAGUGACAGUGGAGAUAAUGAAUGAAAGAGGUAUAGAGUUGGCCUAUGCUGAUCAACAAAAGAUGUUUGCACCACAUGAUGGUCACCUUACCUAUAAGUGUCAGUGGGGCAAAAGAUCAGUAGGUGGUGGAUUCAGAAAAAAGUGUAAUGAUGGAGAGAUGACUUUGCCUGAGUGUGUGUGACAGUGGAAAUAAAACAUACAUGAAGCAUCUGCUGUACUAUUAAGCAAAAACCAAAUUAGCAGAUCAAAAUAAAUAUUUUUCCCCCAAA